UGCUUAUCGACACAGUGUGAUAUCAGCCCGGCGUCAGUAUAAGCAUAACUAACCACAAUUUCCAGCUCUUCACAUGCUUACCCGGCCUGCGACGAUGUAUCCGACGAAGCCUGAAGAGUAUGCUCGCCACCCUGUCCCUUCCAUUCCCGAAUGGGAGCAGCUCUGGGCUGUUUGGGACAAGGUCACGAGACAGAUGAUUCCCGAUGAGGAAUUGUUGGAGAAACCAAUCAAGCUGAGAAAUGCUUGUAUCUUCUAUCUUGGCCACAUUCCGACCUUUUUCGACAUCAAGAUCAAUGAAGCCACGGGACUUGGACUCACGGAGCCCAGCUACUUUACGAAGAUUUUUGAACGAGGCAUCGACCCGGAUGUGGACAACCCUGAGCACUGCCAUGCUCACAGCGAAAUCCCGGACGAAUGGCCAGCACUGGAGACGAUUUUGAAGUAUCAGCAGGACGUUCGUAGUCGCGUGCGUGAUCUCUACGAGACUGGCCGUGUCUACGAGGACAACUGGGCCGGACGAGCCAUGUGGCUUGGCUUCGAGCAUGAAGUGAUGCAUCUAGAGACUCUGCUCUACAUAGCGCUGCAGAGCGACAAGACGAACGCUCCUGAUGGCACUGUCAAAGCAGAUUUUGAGCAGUUGGCUGCCAAGGCUAAGCGAGAUGCCGUGCCAAAUGAGUGGUUCACCAUCCCUGAGCAGACUGUGACGAUUGGUCUUGAAGACGCUGAUACUCCUGAAGGACCUGUGCGUCAUUUUGGCUGGGAUGUCGAGAAGCCCUCCUACACUACCAACGUCCACAGCUUCCAGGCUGCUGCUCGCCCUAUCACCAACGAGGAAUAUGCGCGGUACAUGCUUGCCAAAGACGUCCAGCAGAUUCCGGCUUCAUGGACCACUCAGAGUAAACGCGACAGUGCUAUUAAUGGGCACACCAACGUCGUUAAUGGCCAUGCCAACGGCGAUGCGGAGUUCGACCACUUCCUGGAGGGCAAAUUUGUUCGCACCUUCUAUGGUCCGGUUGCGCUGAAGUAUGCCCUUGACUGGCCAUGCUCCGCAUCCUACGACGAGCUCAACGGCUGCGCGCAAUACAUGGGCGGCCGAAUCCCAACAAUGGAGGAAGCCCGCAGCAUCUACGAGUACGCCGCUCAUCUCAAGAAGAAAGAAGCAGACAAAGCUCAAGGCAAAACAAUCCCAGCCGUCAACAGCCACCUUGUCAACGAGGGCGUCGAGGAGUCCCCACCAUCCUCGUCUUCCGUCAACGGGUCCAGCAGCGAUGCUGCAGACCCAUACAAGAGCCGUGAGCUCUUUGUCGACCUCGGCGACGCCAAUGUGGGCUUCAAGUACUGGCAUCCUUUGCCAGUAACCCAGAAUGGCGGUCGUUUGGCAGGUCAUGCGGAGAUGGGAGGACUCUGGGAGUGGACGAGCUCCCAGCUGGAGAAGAGGAAGGGAUUUGAGGCGAUGAAGUUGUACCCGGCGUACAGUGCAGAUUUCUAUGACGGAAAGCAUUAUGUUGUACUGGGUGGGUCGUGGGCGACCCAUCCUAGGUUCGCGGGGAGGAAGUCGGUGGUCAAUUGGUACCAGCGCAACUACCCAUAUGUGUGGGCUGGUGCGAGACUCGUGAAGGACAUUUAGGAUCUGUGAGACGAGCCUCAACUGGCCGAGAAGGUCUGACCUCUGCGGUGUGUUGAUCUUAUUUGAUUUCCAAAUUUUGGAUUCUGCGAGAUGGAUUGCACGAUUUGAUGCGUUUGAGCUCUGCUCGACCACUUUCGUUGGAGAAAAAAGACUUGCGGCUGCUGCCUGCGAGCACACAAAAUAACAAUGUAACGGCC
Messenger RNA from Cercospora beticola, 1824 nucleotides. Its product is annotated as class I SAM-dependent methyltransferase. Lineage: Eukaryota; Fungi; Ascomycota; Dothideomycetes; Mycosphaerellales; Mycosphaerellaceae. The record is from RefSeq and is a predicted model, not a curated record.